Messenger RNA from Cooperia oncophora, 723 nucleotides. The record is from the annotation of a GenBank genome assembly. NCBI's taxonomy places the organism in Eukaryota, Metazoa, Nematoda, Chromadorea, Rhabditida, Trichostrongylidae.
AUGGCUCGGAAGGACACACGAGCGAAAUUGGCCAGAAGUAAGAGUGCAGCACGACCUCGCGCACCAAAUGCAGCUGGACGAGACAUGACACGACGGCCGUACGAGAUCACCACUAUCGUGCUCGGAGCUACUAAGGUAGUCACGAUGGUGUCAACAGUUCUGAGCCGAUUCUUGACCGAUUACCGGCCGACUGUUGAAGAGUUCAAUUGGAUAGAAUAUGAUGUCGAAGAGGGUAGUGCAUUGAUGUUACAGAUCAUUGACUCAAGCGGAUCACACGAUUUCCUUGCUAUGCGCCAUUUCUACAUUAGGACUGGUGAUGCAUUUUUGGUCGUAUUCUCUAUUGACGAUGCGUCAUCACUUGAAGAAGCAAAAAAGAUUAUUGAAGAAAUCGAGGAGGAACGAAAGAAAAAGGUUCCAAUAGUGUUAGUGGCGAACAAAUGUGAUCUCUACGAGGACGUGAUGGAUUGGAAAGCGAAAGGAUCUCAUCAGUACGCCUACACUCGAGCCAUUCCUAUUGUAGAAUGUUCAGCGAAAAACCAUGCAGAGGUAACGGAAGCGUUCAAAGAGCUACUCGAAAGGCUGCGGGAUCAGAGUCGGAUCGGUAUCACCGAGAUGAGGAAGCGUAGGCAAUCAAUGCCGAGUACACGUGCCUAUAGUGGAAUCGAUGUGGCCGACGUUGAACGUCUGAAAGGGAAACAGAAAUCGGCAUGCGUCAUCUCCUGA